AUGGAGACCAGGGUGCAGAUAGGAAGAAGAGGGAAGAUCAUAGAGAAAAAAGGUCCUCAGAAACCAGAGAAGAGUUCGAAGGCCUCCAAGGCAGAUGAUCGCCAGCUGCCGGCCACCUCCAAGGGCACCGUGCCCUGGCUCCAGCAGUGCCUGCAGAAAGCGGAGAUGCGCGCCCAAGCCGACGCCAACGAGCAGAUAGCUGCCCGGGGCCAUUCAGACGUGCUGCUCCUCACCUCCUCUCCCCUGCAGGGGUUCUCGGUCAUCCACUCCGCGGCACUCAAUGGCCGGCUGGACUGCCUGAAAACCAUCGUCGAGAAAUACGAGGUGGACGUGAACUUGCCCAGCCUGAAAGGAUGGAGACCCAUUCACCUGGUGAUGAACAAGGAGAGCGGUCCCAGAGCCUUGGAGUGCCUGCAGUACCUCAUCGGGAAGGGGGCCGACGUGAACAUCCAGAGCCAGACCGGAGCGAGUCCCCUUCACAAGGCAGCCAGCGAAGGACGCCUCCCGUGCAUUGUCGCGCUGGUGGAAGCCGGAGCUGACAUUUUCGCCAAGGAUGCAAAGGGACACGUGCCUGUAGACCUGUGCAAGCUGUGGGCACACAGAAGCUGCGCGAGGUACCUGACGGACGCCAUGUGGAAAAAAACCAAGAGGAAUUUGGCUCAGGAAAUGCACAAGCUCCAGCAGAUCAAGAGCGAGUGGCAGUGCACCGAGGCGGCCUUGGUCACGAGGGAGAAGAUGGAAAAGGCCAUGCUGAACAGAAUGGCUUUCUCCGACUGGCUCCAGAAAAAGCAGCAGCGGCCCUCACUUCGCACCCUUCAGGAAGAGCCUUUCCCUGAGGACAGCGCAGACCUGGGCGCUCUCCCCAGCACGUUAGCAGCCAAAACCCCUUCCGAAGAAGAGCUGAUGUGGGUGGAUUCAGCCCCGCGUUUCCCCGAUCUCGUCCAGCUGCCCCUCGAGCAGGCGCCGCCACCGUGGAACGCCAGCACCAACCCCUCGUCCCCGCCGGUGGCGGACAUAUACCGCGCCACGACCGUGAGGCUGGGCGCCGAGCCCGAAGCCAGCCCGGAGCAUGAUUUCAGCGCCUUCCUGCACCUCUCCAAGGACCCGCGUGGCCGGCCGCUAGUCCGUUCUGCUCACGGAGGCCGACUGGCCUCCCUCCCUGAGCUGCCCUACGACAUAGUCCGGAGGAGCAUCUUCCCCUCGUCUCGGCCGGUCCGAAUGAAGGGGCCGCAGGACUUCCGACCCGCUCACAUCCUGGGCGUCCCUAGGAAGCGCCUCCCGCACGGGCCGUGGCGGUGGACGGACGAGAUGGCCAUGAGCCUGCGGGAAACGCUGGACCCGGAGUUCGUAGCCACAGUCAGGGCUCAUCUCGCCGCCUACGACGAAAGCAACUAACCCUCCCCAGCAAAACCAGGGUCUCAUCCUGUGAGGAGCUGAGGGCUCUCCACUCCCACACAAGUCAAUCAGAAACAGGCCAGGUGCAGCACACCUCACAGGAUGAGGCCCUGUGAUCCUUCUUCACCGUCCUGCUACUUCCAGGCUGCUCUUUCAGACUCUUAAAACAGCUUUGGUGGGAAUAACCCAGCGACAGGAGUGGGGGUCACCCACAUCUUCAGCACCUUGGGAUCCUAAGCGAAUCAGCCGUAUCAAGGGUUACACCUCCAUCAUCUGAUCUGCUCGGACUUGUCGCUCAUGCAAACGCGGUGAGGAUUAUAGGACU
Alligator sinensis (Chinese alligator) is the source of this 1720-nucleotide messenger RNA. RefSeq names its product ankyrin repeat domain 53 (gene ANKRD53). Gene Ontology annotation, biological process: positive regulation of microtubule polymerization; regulation of mitotic cytokinesis; regulation of mitotic spindle organization. The coding region runs from base 1 to 1395 and encodes 464 amino acids. The transcript is spliced from 6 exons. Gene Ontology annotation, cellular component: spindle pole. The record is from RefSeq and is a predicted model, not a curated record. Lineage: Eukaryota; Metazoa; Chordata; Crocodylia; Alligatoridae. Gene Ontology annotation, molecular function: protein binding.